UAUAUAACCUUUUUUCUCCUCUCCGUUUCACACACUAAUUCAAUUUCUCUGAAAAUUUCAAUAUCCCGUUCUGCCCCUAAAGCCUAUCUCAAUGAAUGCAACAACACUAUUCACCGUCUCCCCACUCCUUUCAUCGCUGGCGAACCGCCGGGGAGUCUCAAUUAAAGCCGCCGUGUCAACAUUAGCGGCCGAGUCUUUCCGAGUUGACCCAGGGAGGAAGUCGCUGAGUCUGUACGAGAUUCUUCAAGUUAAGAGAACGGCGUCGUUAACGGAGAUUAAGGGUGCGUUUAGGAGUCUAGCCAAGGUUUAUCAUCCUGAUGUGAGCGGUAGUGAUGGUGGAGAGCAAUUGGACGGUCUGGAUUUUGUUGAGAUAUGUAAUGCCUAUGAAACGCUGUCGGAUCCCGCUGCUCGUGCUAUGUAUGAUUUGUCGUUGGGUUACAGUAGUAGCAGGAAGAGACCGGUUAGGUUUUCCGGUGGGUAUUCUCUGAACCGGCGGUGGGAAACUGAUCAGUGCUGGUAAAAUGGCGACGUUUUAGGAAAGUUUUUUUUUUUUGUAGUAUUUUGAGCUUCUUUACAGAAGCAUGCCACGUGAUGUUGCAAUUUGCAGAGAUAAAUAUUUUUAAUUUUGAAUCUAGCAUAUGCAAUAUCAAAACAAAAUCAAAGCUUUGAUUGAUGCAGAAUUUUAUUCAUGAAAUCAAGGCAGAUUUCUA
Molecule: messenger RNA, 710 nt
Organism: Populus trichocarpa (black cottonwood)
Lineage: Eukaryota; Viridiplantae; Streptophyta; Magnoliopsida; Malpighiales; Salicaceae
Product: chaperone protein dnaJ 11, chloroplastic
Exons: 1
Coding region: 92-520 (142 amino acids)
Source: RefSeq, a predicted model, not a curated record